Molecule: messenger RNA, 1362 nt
Organism: Aspergillus tanneri
Lineage: Eukaryota; Fungi; Ascomycota; Eurotiomycetes; Eurotiales; Aspergillaceae
Product: putative mitochondrial carrier protein
Exons: 2
Coding region: 1-1362 (453 amino acids)
Biological process (GO): mitochondrial transmembrane transport
Source: RefSeq, a predicted model, not a curated record
AUGUCCGGUCUUAGGACUGGUCUUGCACCUGGAGACCGAUAUCGCUCAGACGACGAUUCUGUCGCUGUUGGGUUCGGAAGGGACCCAGCAGAGCCAUGGAAUCGCUUUGAAAACACAACAAUGGCGGCUACUUCUGGAACGGGAGCUGCCACUGCUCUGGCUGCCGGUGGAAAGACGGAUGAUGUCUCGUUCUCCCAGCGUAUGGGUUCCGCCACCUCUGGCAGCGUCCUAACGGCUUUGUUGGUGACACCGCUUGAUGUUGUGCGAGUUCGUCUCCAGUCCCAGUCAACGAAAAACACGUCCUCGUUCUCCUCCCAAACAAUUCUACCUCUGAAAAAUAUGCCUCCGAACCUAGGGGUGACUGCGUGCUGUCGAGAGGUAUUCUGGGUUGGUCAGAAUACUCAAAUAUGUAUGGUUGGGCCGGGUACAGGGACCAUAGGCGCUCCGUCACCCUCGGUGGUGGAUUGUGCUGUGGAAGAAACCCAGCGCAAGACCUUCACCUCGACCUUGGACGGGCUGCGGAAAAUAGCUCGGAAUGAAGGAGUGUUGACGCUUUGGCGUGGGUUGAGCCCGACGUUGAUGAUGAAUAUCCCAGCAAAUAUCAUCUACUUUGCUGGAUACGACUGGCUGCGAUCGGAUGGCAGAAGCCCUAUCAAACGAUUUUUCCCGGAUAUCUACGUUCCAUUUGUGGCGGGAGCAUCUGCAAGAAUUGCUGCAGCAUCCGCUAUCAGCCCGAUUGAAAUGUUCCGGACGCGUUUACAGGCUACUCCUGGCACCGGCGCGGGCCAUUUCAAGGCUACUCUCGCAGGUUUAUACCAAAUGACUCAGACCAGUGGCUAUAGCUCUCUUUGGCGAGGGUUGACGCUGACGAUGUGGCGCGACGUGCCUUUCUCCGGAUUGUAUUGGUGGGGCUAUGAAGAAGUCAAGAAAUGUCUCUUAGAGGCACGCCAAAUGUCGCAUGAAUAUAUCCUGCCCCAUGAUCCAGGCACACCUACAUUCUUCGACAGUUUCCUUGCGGGCGCGACCUCAGGGUCUCUAGCAGCAUUAGUUACCACUCCAUUUGAUGUGGGGAAAACGCGUCAACAAGUGUUCCGGCACAUGGGUGAUGAUACUCCCCAUCCUAAGGGAGGAACAUUGUCGCGGAGUCCCUUGCAUCCGGAGCAGUUUCCAUUACCCAAGUUUCUCUUGCAUAUCUUCCGUGAGGAGGGCAUGGCUGGACUCUUUCGUGGCUGGGUUGCGCGGUGUCUGAAAGUGGCACCCGCUUGUGCCAUUAUGAUUUCGACGUACGAGGUAGGAAAGAAAAUGGCACGAGGUGUGAACGAGAAACGCCACUCUACAGAGACAACCUCCGACCCUGUGUGA